Messenger RNA from Aspergillus tanneri, 3687 nucleotides. RefSeq lists its product as uncharacterized. The record is from RefSeq and is a predicted model, not a curated record. The transcript has 5 exons. Bases 1 to 3687 code for a protein of 1228 amino acids. Gene Ontology annotation, molecular function: transferase activity; protein binding. NCBI's taxonomy places the organism in Eukaryota, Fungi, Ascomycota, Eurotiomycetes, Eurotiales, Aspergillaceae. Gene Ontology annotation, biological process: positive regulation of TORC1 signaling. Gene Ontology annotation, cellular component: cytoplasm.
AUGGAGACGGCCAUUCGCUGGUCUCCAUCCUCCACCACCGCGGAGCAGCGCUUUCUCUCCGUCGACGUGACGGGCAAGAUCUUCCGCUUGUGCAGGGUAACCUCGUUCGAUGGCCACACCCUCGACCAUCAAGUGCUGUCCACGCACACUAAAGUCCCUGCAUUUCGCGCCUUCGAUUGGUCCCCUGUCGAUGAGUCGUUGGUGGCUGUGGGCCAGUCGUCUGGAGACGCGACCAUUCUGCGUAUGAGCAGCGACUCCCAGGAGUCCUUCUCGUUCCCCAUUCGUCAUCAACGGUAUUGUAAUGCCGUGGCAUUCAGUCCCCACGGAUUGCUGGCAGCCGGGCUGGAUCGCGUGCGCAAUGACUUCUGCCUCAAUAUCUGGGACGUGACCCAGCGUUUGACCAUGAAAGCCUCCAAGGGGUAUGUGGAGCCCUUGCGGAAACUCGCCAGCUCCGAGCCCAUCACCAGUGUCAAGUUCUUCCGAGAUCAACCCGAUACAUUGGUGACGGGCGUCAAAGGCCAGUACGUCCGGAUCUACGAUUUGCGCGAAGGCCCCGGCAAUCCCUCCCUGCAAUUCCCGACCCGCUGUGUUCACAAUCUGGCCAUUGACUGGCUCGAUGAGAAUUACAUCGCAUCCUGCUUGACAUCCAAUGACCCGACGAUCUGUAUUUGGGACCGUCGUGUCGGCUCCCGCUUUGCCACCCCCGGUGUCGGCCCCGUCGAAACCGGCCAGCUGGGUCCGGCCCUGGAGUUUUCCAACGUCAUUGCCCCUAAGUCGUCCAUCUGGAGUCUUCGCUUUUCCAGGACGAAGAGAGGCUGUCUGGGGGUGCUGGCCAAUACCGGCCAUUUCAAGACCUACGAUAUAGCCAAGGAGUACUUGCCCGAGGAAUAUCGCUCGUCCAUGGAUGAGACCCUCGGUCACGGCUCCUCUACAAACUAUCCAGAGCAGAUCUACCCCAAAUAUAUCCGCGAUAUCUUUUCUCCCUUCAAUCAUUCGACCCGCGGCUAUGCCGAGUCCAAACGGGUCGUCUCCUUCGAUUUCCUGAACAUAAGUUCUUCCAACAACCCCAGUGUCAUUACGUUAUCGGGUGAGGGCCACGCCAGCAUUGCCACCGUGAAGCCUCCCCCUCCCCCUGUCCGACUCUCCUCUCAGGGCUCGCUGAUCUGUGGGUGGGCCGAUGAUGAGGAUUUCAAAAUUACCGGUCCGCUGCAGAGUCCUGGCUCGAGUGUCUCGGAGGUCAUUGGAAGUCUUCAUGAGCGCCGUUUACCGCCCAACAAAUCCGACCAAGGUCGAUCUCGUGCGAGCCGCUCGACAAAACCACUGUCCAGUCGGGAGGCCCGUGAACGCGUCCUGUCGCUCGGAACUUCGGGCGAUCCGCUUACGGCAGAAGAGGCGUUGACCCUGUUGACAGUGAAUCGACUCCGGUGCCAAGAAGGCUACCUGUUUGAUGAAUCCCGAAAUAAAAUGAUUCUGGCCGACGACGCCUGUCUUCAAGGCUUCUGGGACUGGGUUCAACGUGCACGGUCGGAGUCGUCCAACGAUUCGAUGAUCGUACAUGGCUUGGAUUUGAACUACCUGGGGGUGUGGGACGUGUGGAAUAAUAACUUGGGCGAAAGUCUCGAAGCCCGUCGCGUCGGGCCGAGUAGCGCUACAGAUAUAAACGAAGUGAUCACUGACUUGGUUCGGGAGCAACUACAUUUGCCCGAGACCAAGGGCUGCGAGACCGACUACGUGGAGCAUCGCCGGCUGUGCCUCCGACUUUGCGGUGCAGCGCAAUCCCACCGUGAAUUAGAGGAGACCGUAAAGACUCUGUCGGCGGAGAAUCAGCAUACCAAAGCAGCUGCUUUGGCUGUCUUCCAGGAUGAACCCAAGCUGGCUUAUCUAGCGUUGCGUAGUCAUGAGCCCACCCAAGCCCAUAAACUGCUUGCCAUGGCGAUCGCAGGUGCCGCAAAAGGCGACACCGACUCGGAUUGGGAGGACACGUGCGCCGAAAUCGCAAAAGAGCUCACAGACCCCUAUUCGAGGGCGAUUUUAGCCCUCGUGAGCAAGGGAGACUGGAACUCGGUCAUCGAGGAGAUCACGCUGCCCUUGAAGUACCGUAUCGAGGUCGCCUUGCGCUGGCUCCCCGAUGAUGAACUCACUACGUACCUUAACGAGACCACGGAAGAGGUCAUUCGUCAGGGUGAUAUAGAAGGCAUCGUUCUUACGGGUCUAGGCCAUUCCGCCAUGGAUCUAUUCCAAUCUUAUAUCAACAAGUUCAAUGACGUCCAGACCCCCGUAUUGGCCAUGAGCCACACCGUCCCGCGUUUCAUCAACAAUCAUCCCAACCGUGCUCGCUUCGAAACCUGGCGCGAGACAUACCGUGGGCAGAUCAAUUCCUGGAAACUUCAACUCGAGCGGGCUCGAUUCGACGUCGGAUCGCGCAAGUUCGCCGUCACCUGGGACGGCCGAAAACUAGUCGAGCCGCCGCGACAGCAAGUCAGUUUGACCUGCAACUAUUGCACUCGGCCACUGACCCAGCACGACGCCUCCUCGCAGCUCUCGCCAUCUACGACGGGAGAAGUGGUGCAUCCGACCCCGGGGAAUCCACUCGGCACGGCCGCCAUGUCAGGCAUGCUCAUCUUGAACCGCUUCCACCAUCUCCUCCGGAAGAGCGUCCCAAUCACCCCUCUCCGUACGGUAUCCUCCGCAAUGCCUCGACACCUCAACUCCAAAGGCAAAGAAAACUCCGGACGCGACGUGACCAUCUCAAAAGCCCUAAGCUAUAUCCUGCGACAUGCAGCUGAAAAAGAAGGCGUCGAGAUAGAUAGUCAGGGAUACGCCAACGUGGCGGACGUGCUCGCUUGGAGAAAGCUCAAGUCGUUGAAAGCAACGUUCCCGGAGAUUUUGCAUGCCGUCUCUACGUCGGAUAAGAAGCGGUUUGCCCUGCUGCAUAUCCCCUCUGCGGAGACGGAGACGAAUGCUUCUGCUAAUACGACAACUACGACUACAAAUACCAAGAACAAUGGCAAGGGAGACGUAAUAUGCGAGCAGGAUCCGACUUCAAGCAGCAGCAUAGCGAUUCCUAUGACAACUGAGGGGCAGGAUACGGCGACAACGACGGCGCUUACGGUGAGCGAUUCGGAUCCUUCUCACUUCAUGAUUCGCGCGACACAGGGGCAUAGUAUUAAAAGUGUGGAUGCGGCAUCAUUGCUGGAGAAGCUCACCCUGGAGGACGAAUCGAAGCUACCGAAUACUGUGGUACAUGGGACAUUUCAUGCUGCUUGGCCGGAGAUUUUGAAAUCGGGCGGAUUGCGAAGUAUGGGACGGAACCAGGUCCAUUUUGCGACAGGGCCAACAUUAGAGACAUUUGUCCCUUCGCCUAUUGGAACCCCACCGCGUACAGAUGAACUGCAGGUGAUAUCGGGAAUGCGACGAGAUGCUCAAGUUUUGAUCUAUAUUGAUAUCCAGCGAGCACUGGCUGCUGGGUGCCCGUUCUGGCGCAGUGAGAACGGUGUCAUUCUCAGCGAAGGGAUGCCAACUGGAAAGGGCGAGCACAUGGUUCCGUUGGAGUUCUUCGAUGUUGUCGUGGAGCGGAGACUGGGUAUGGGGAAGAUCUGGGAGAACGGACAGAUGCUCCAGGAACUGCCGGCAGAGUUGACCAAGAGGAAUAAUCCCAAGGGAAAACGGUUGAAUGGGAAGAGUUAA